Molecule: messenger RNA, 6684 nt
Organism: Hemiscyllium ocellatum (epaulette shark)
Lineage: Eukaryota; Metazoa; Chordata; Chondrichthyes; Orectolobiformes; Hemiscylliidae
Gene: chl1b
Product: cell adhesion molecule L1-like b
Exons: 29
Coding region: 299-3970 (1223 amino acids)
Biological process (GO): cell-cell adhesion
Molecular function (GO): protein binding
Source: RefSeq, a predicted model, not a curated record
UGCUGCUGAACUGUCUCACAGUUGUGAAUGUUCUUGCCCAUUUUGUGUGCCUUCAAUUGAAUGGCUUGCUCAGUCAUUUCAGAGGGCAGUUGAGAAUCAACCACAUGACCACAUCUGCCAUCAUAUGUAGGCCAGACCAAUGAAAUAAUUGAAACUUAGUCAGUUUUCCCAGAAGCUCCAUUAGGAUUCUGGUCAAUGACUCAUGGCUGUGCAUUAAUCUGAGCUAAAUCUCAGUGGAAUCACAGAAGAAAUCUUCACAUUUUCUUUUGGGUCUUGUUUUAUCACCCAAUCAUCGAAGAUGCUACUAAACAUGAGAACUUUCCUGUUGUAUUUGUUCUGUUUGUCCAAGUGGAGCUCAACAAUGGAGAUUCCAGAAGAGGUUCAGCAACCUCCAACGAUAACCAACCAGUCGCCGAAGAGGCAUGUUGUGUAUCCGACGGAUGAUUUUAUUAUCAAGUGUGAAGCCAGAGGAAAUCCAGCACCAAAUUUUACCUGGACUAAGGAUGGCAAAGAAUAUGAUCCAUCCCAAGAUCCUAGAGUGACCACAAUCGCAAACUCAGGAACUUUCAUUAUCAAAAACAGCAAUGGAAAUUUGAAGACUUUUCAGGGAAAAUACCGUUGUUUUGCCGGCAAUGAUCUGGGAGUAGCAAUAUCUGAAGAAAUUGUUUUUAUUACUGCAGCUAUCCCGAGAUUUCCAAAAGAAAGUAUAAAACAUUUUGAAGUUGAGGAGGGCGACGCUGUCGUAUUACCCUGCAAUCCUCCCAGUGGGCCACCUCCAUUAAAUAUUUAUUGGAUGACCAGCAAGAUACAGCGUAUACAACAGAACAGAAGAGCUUCCCAGGGGCUUAAUGGAGAUCUUUACUUUUCAAAUGUCCAGUCAUCUGAUAGCCGGGAAGACUACCUUUGUUUCGCACAUUUUUCGAGAACAAGAACAAUUGCGCAGAAAGAGCCCAUCAGCUUGAUUGUUACGCCAUUUGUACUGACCAAUCAAACAGAGUCAUCUGUCAGUUACAAUAAUUUGGCUGCUGCAAAUUCAAUAAAAGAUCGACCGCCAAGAUUUCUAACACCUUCCGGCAGCAACUCAAAGAUUACUGCCUUGCGAGGUGAAACUCUUCAGCUGGAAUGUAUUGCUGAAGGCUUCCCCACACCCCAAAUCACCUGGACUAAGAUUGAUGGCGACAUGCCAAAACAAAAAGCAACUGAAGAGAACUUCAACAAGACUUUGAAAAUAAUUAAUGUCACAGAACUUGAUGAUGGAAAAUAUGAAUGCAAAGCCGAAAAUGCAUUUGGAGUCGUCAAACAUGCCUUCUCUGUUACAGUAGAAGCUGCCCCUUACUGGAUCAAAAAACCCAGAAGUAAAGUAUAUUUUUCUGAGGAAAAUGCUGAAUUAGAGUGUGAAGUAGGUGGUCAGCCGCGACCUGAGGUUCAAUGGAAAGUGAAUGGGAAACCUUUGAACGAGACAAAGCCUGUCAUUAAUCGCAAGAUUUCUCAAGGUGUUAUCACACUCACGAAUCUGCAGCUGAAUGACAGUACAGUCUAUCAGUGUGAUGCUUCUAACAAGCAUGGAUCUAUUCUUGCCAAUGCAGUUGUCAAUGUUCUGAAUCUUGCGCCGAUGAUGCUGACCCCUGAUGAUCAGAAGUAUAUUGCAGUUGAAGGAAAAUCCACUCAGCUACACUGUAAAGUAUUCGGAUCUCCUUCACCCACAGUGUUUUGGCUAAAGGAAGACAUGGAAACUGCACUUGAGGGUGAGAAUUAUGUUCUGCAUGAAAAUGGUACUUUGGAAAUAAAAGAUGUCCAAAAUGAAGACGGAGGAUUUUAUACCUGUUGGGCAACUAAUGUAUUAGGCAACGACACCACGACCUGUAUGUUAGAAGUCAGGGCUGCUACACAAAUAGUGCUUCCACCUAUGGAUUUGAUGAUACCGAAGUCUGCAGUGGCACAGUUCAAAUGUCUUGCUGAGUAUGACCCUGCUUUCGAAAGUGACUUUGAGUUAUCGUGGAAACAGGAUGGAUAUGAAAUUUACAGUGACCAAACCGAGAAUGACAGAAUAGUAAUGGAUGGCAGUAUCCUUCAAAUUAAUGACGUAAAUGAAGACGAUGAAGGGACAUACACUUGUGUGGCAAGAACCUCCCUGGACAUGGCUACAGCAGAAGCACAACUUGUUGUCCUUGAUGUUCCAGAGCCACCAGAAGAUUUGAAAUUAACUGACCUGCAAAACAUGAAUAUUCGAUUAGACUGGAAGCCGGGAGAUAGCCACAAUAGCCCCAUAACUGCAUUUAUUGUGGAGGAGACCACAUUUGAACUGAAAAGAUGGUAUGAAAAGACGAGAGUUGACGGAAAUACAACAUCAGUUACGUUGCAGCUCUCCCCCUAUGUGACUUAUCAGUUUCGAAUAUCAGCUCUGAACGAAGUUGGCAAAAGUCAUCCCAGUGAGCCUUCAGAAAAGCACAUAACAGCAUCAGCAGCUCCAGAGAAGAAUCCAAAAAAUGUAAAAGGAGAAGGAACAAACAUCGACAAUAUGAAAAUUUCAUGGGAGCCACUGAAACCCAUUGACUGGAAUGGACCUGGACUCAGAUACAAAAUUAGCUGGAGACAGCAAGGAGCUAACACAACCUGGAAUGAGGAAGUGGUCAAGAAGCAUCACUAUUUUGUAACAAAUACUUCAACAUUUGUACCUUACGACAUCAAGGUGCAAGCAAUAAAUGAUAUUGGACCAGGCCCUAAUCCAAAAAUAGUUACAGGAUAUUCAGGAGAGGAUAUUCCUGAAGCGGCACCUUUGAACGUUGCUGUUGAGAUCAUGAACAGUACUUUAAUUAAAGUCACAUGGUCGGAAGUACCAAAAGACAAAAUUCGUGGCCACCUGGAAGGUUAUAAGAUUGUCUACUGGAAAAUUAAAAGUUUGUUGGAGAGGAGAAAACGAUAUGUUGAAAAACACAUCCUUACUUUCAAUGGACAACGGAGCCAUGGAAUGGUUCCAGGUUUGGAACCCUACAGUGAAUAUGGUCUGAUCGUGAUGGUCUUUAAUAGGAAAGGUGAUGGACCACCAAGUGGACCCAUUCAUUUCAAGACUCCAGAAGGAGUCCCUGAGCAGCCUGCCUUUCUGCAAAUUGCAAACUUUGCGAAAAACUCUGUGACUCUGAUGUGGGGACCUCCAGCAAAACCUAACGGCAUUCUUACUGGUUAUUUGCUUAAGUACCAGUUGAUUAAUGACACAGAAGAAAUUGGUUCUUUGAAUACCAUUAAUAUUACGGAUCCUAUUACAACCAAGAUCGUAGUCUCUGACCUUGACACCAGCAGCAAGUAUAAGUUCUACCUGAGUGCUUACACAAGGAGUGGACUUGGGAAACUUAUUACAGAAGAAGGAACAACAGUUAUGGAAGGAGGUAAAGGUAAAUGGAAGAUUUCAGACGCAGUAAAUAUUUCACAAAAUUUCCACAUCUUAGAAGGGCUAGAACCUGGAACUGAAUAUACAAUCCGUCUUAUGGCUAAGAACUGGUUUGAUAACUCUAGCAUUUUUGAAGAUGUUAUAGAAACAAGGGGAAAAGCUUAUGCAGGAAUUCACGGAGGAAUAUCUACACAAGGAUGGUUUAUUGGCCUGAUGUGUGCUGUUGCUCUCCUUACCUUGAUUUUACUGAUUGCUUGUUUCAUAAAGAGAAACAAAGGAGGAAAAUAUUCUGUCAAAGAUAAAGAAGAUGCUCGGGCAGAUCCUGAGGCCCAACCAAUGAAAGAAGAAACAUUUGGAGAAUAUGGUGAUAAUGAAGACAAACCAUUGAAAGAAAGCCAACAAUCACUGAAUGAGGUAGUGAAGCCAACGGGAAGUGAUGACAGUUUGGCAGUGUAUGAAGAUGGUGGACCAGAAGUGCAGUUCAAUGAAGAUGGCUCAUUCAUUGGACAAUACAGAGGAAGUAAGGAGAAUGAUGCAGCAGAUGAAAAUGGAAGUUCUAUAGCCACCUCUCCAAUGAAAGCAUGAAAAACAUGUUCGUAAACCUUUCUUAGUGAAUUUGUUGUACAACUGAAUAUUUGUUACACGUUAAUUCAGAUUGCCAACAAGCUAAAAGAAAAUAAGUUAAUCAGGCCAUAAAGGAUGCUUAUCUAAUAUUUGAUAAAGACUAAGAUGCAUGGGAGUUUUGGUUGCAGUCCACCUGUCAGUCUAAGGGAUAUGUUGUGCAAAAUCCAUGUAAAAUACAAGUGUCUGUAGGUUUGUAACAGAAAUGGCUUCUAGUUGCUGAUAAAGUAAUCGCUUAUAACCUUUUAAAUCCUUGCUGCUGUUAUUAGCAAAUUUGAGUCCCUUUGUUACAGUUUGUUUCGGUGUCUUGUGAUCCUACAUGUUUAGAAGUUAAGAACUUGCAGAACUGAAAUUGAUAUCGCACAUGAACUUAAGGAGACCAACACCUGAUGCACUGAUGCCUCUUAAUGCAAUGACUAUGGCAGCUGAAGGGACCAAGAACAUUAUUCCUCUUUUUAUUUUAGUCAAUAGAAGAGUUCACAAAAUACUAUGAUCACAAUUUGCAAAUUAAAUUUUGUGGCUACAGGAAAAAAAGUAAGAAAUCAAUUAUUUAUAUGCAGAAUUCUAUCCAGCAAAAAGAUCCAAAAUCAUCCUCUGAGUUUACAGUGAUAACUUCCAGUGAGAUUUGGAAUUGAAUAUUUUUAAAGAAUGGCAUGCAGAGGAUGAUGGAAAUUCAUGUUUAAAAUUGAUGCAUACUUGCAACAAUGGAACAAUUGAUUUGUCAGAAUCAUAAAUCAUUUUGUAAACUGUACCAUUGUUAAAGAUGCAUAUGACUGUACAAUCCUUGUGUCUUAUUUUUCUUCGAUUAUGCUCUUUAUCCAAAGUUCUGCAUUUAAUGAUUGUAUUCAGUCACCUGUUUUAGUUAUUCUCAUGGCAAAACAGUGCAAUGUACAUUUUAUAGUUAGGAAUAUAUUUAGAAUUUGGUGGAGAACUGCUGAAAAUUAAUUUUCAGCAAAACAGCAAUGUUUUUAAAGCAAUUCCUGCUAUGAGUUCUGGCUAAACACUUAAAAUGUUACUUUUGUUGAUUCACAGCCUAGGUGUCAUUAAUAAAUAUCUAAGUGUCUGAUUUAAAUUGUGUGUACAAUAGGUAAAACGUGGCUUCAUAAUAUUGAACUAAAUAAAGCACGUCUCCGCCUCCGAAAAUUUGUAUACUUCAAAGAAUUUUACGUUCAUUUAUUAUUAGUGAACAAUCGUGAAGUUAUUGUGUUUGUGUUAAUGUUUUUAUUCAUCGAGUUUCAGAGGUCUAAUUUUUGUUCUUGUCUAACAGUGCGUGGUUUUUUUUAUUUUUUUAAAUAUUUCAGAUUGCAACAUUUUGUAAAAUGUACAAAUAAUAUUUAUAUUAACAAAUUAGAGAGUAUUUGCCAUCUUCUACAACUGUUGUACAAAACUUUACAGUACUUACAAUGGCAAAAAAGCCAACUAAAUAUGAAUAUUUCAAAUAUUUUCAAACGCUUUGCAGAGGUCUGGUUUGGAAGGAACAAUUGGCAUUGUAUCUUUUCGUAGUUAAAGAAGACCUAAAGGAAUUGUAAAUUUUCAUGAGCCUUAUUAAGCAUGCAUGUCAUUAGCAUGCAAAUUUUCAUUUUUUUAAGUGUGGCAACAAGUUCAAGCUUUGGUUUAUAUAUGGCUGUGCAUCAUUACAUAUUAACUCCUUUUAUCAAGGUGAAUUGAGUUAUUUGUGUAGCUACCUUAUUUACAGGAAAUGAAUCAUUUGUAAAUGACAGACUUAAUCAUGCCAGAUUUUUAGGAAACCGUUUUCUAAUGAUGAUCCGAUUCAAUAAAAUUACUGUCAAUGCAAGGGUGUUUCUAUAUUUUCUGUCGUAAGGGAAUAGGCUUUUUGUUAGGCAUGCUUUUUUUUUCAAACAAGUGUUGAUGAACCAAAGUAUAAUUUCAAAGCCUUAUGUUUGUAUGGUAUGUUUCAUUUUAUUAUAUGUUUGGACUGAAAUUCUGCACAAUUGGUGGAAUGGGCAUCACACGCAAAAACAAAUGCUAUACCAACCAAUGCCCUGAAGCACAAAACGUGAGAACAGAUACUUGCUUUUAAAAUAAACUUGAGUCCAAGGGUAUAAUAAACCAAAUACUGACUGCAGUUUUCAGGCUAUUUGUAAACUAUUGCUCCUCAAGUUACAGAGGUAAUCUGUUCAGUAUGCAUGGUGUACAUUGCCCUUUUUUGACAGUCUCGAUCACUGUAGCUGCUGGUUCAAUUGGUUACCAAUAUAGUCUUCAAUCGCAAUCAGUAACUGUGUAUCAUUAUAUGUCUUCUCAAAAGAAACUUUGAAAACUUGUAUCAAGUUUAACAAACCAACUUUCAUAAUUUUUAUGCUCACUCAGAUAUUGUAAAAUCCCCUAAGAGUAAUUGUUAACUUAUUUAACUUGUAGUGACGUGAUGUUAUUAAACAAUCUGUAUGGCUAUAGUACUUGCAGUCACUGUAUUAGGUAGGAAGCUAUGACAAACGUACUUUAUAGUAUAUGCCCAUUAAAAAAGUUCAGAUACCCCUUCAAGUGAUACAAUGAUGUGUUUUGACUUAAAUAAAAGUCAUGUAAGGUUUGCAAAUUCAUUUUUUCUACCUGUACAACAUUCUUGUGUUAUAAAAGAUCAUCAUGGAAUGUUUCCGCUACUAAUAUGUGUUGUGUAAAUGAUCAUGUGAUCUUUCCAAACAUGGAUGCUUGUCUUAUUAAAC